Molecule: messenger RNA, 1510 nt
Organism: Cynara cardunculus var. scolymus (artichoke)
Lineage: Eukaryota; Viridiplantae; Streptophyta; Magnoliopsida; Asterales; Asteraceae
Product: tyrosine--tRNA ligase 1, cytoplasmic-like
Exons: 10
Coding region: 63-1205 (380 amino acids)
Biological process (GO): tRNA aminoacylation for protein translation
Molecular function (GO): tyrosine-tRNA ligase activity; ATP binding
Source: RefSeq, a predicted model, not a curated record
CUUGUGGUCAAACCCUAAUUUUUGUCUUCUCCGACCGCCGCGCAACGGAAGAGAGACUGUCAAUGGAGAAUCCUCCAGUUGAAGAAGUUGAAUCACUUUCUUUGAAUUCGAAAGAUGAAUCAUCGUCUUCGAAUUCAUCCACCACGCAGAUGAGCGUGGAGGAAAAAUUUAGGAUUGUGAGGAGCAUUGGUGAAGAGUGUAUUCAGGAAGAAGAACUCUUGAAUCUUCUUGCCAAGAAGCCCCAAAUCAUUUGCUAUGAUGGGUUCGAACCUUCUGGGAGAAUGCAUAUAGCGCAGGGUGUUAUGAAGACAAUUAAUGUUAAUAAACUGACAUCUGCUGGUUGCAAAGUCAAGAUUUGGAUAGCAGAUUGGUUUGCACAAUUGAACAACAAAAUGGGUGGGGAUUUAGGUAGAAUUCAAACUGUUGGACGCUACCUAAUUGAGAUCUGGAAAGCAGCAGGGAUGAACUUAGAAGGAGGUCAAGUAGAGUUUCUAUGGUCUUCUGAGGAAAUUAAUUCUCGGGCACAUGAAUACUGGCCUCUAGUGAUGGACAUUGCUAGAAGAAACAAGCUUCCUAGGAUAAUGAGGUGUUGUCAAAUUAUGGGUCGGAAUGAGCAGGAAGAAUUGACAGCCGCCCAGAUUUUUUACCCGUGCAUGCAAUGUGCAGAUAUCUUUUUCCUUAAGGCUGAUAUUUGUCAGUUAGGCAUGGAUCAACGGAAAGUGAAUGUGCUUGCAAGAGAGUACUGUGAUGAUAUCAAGAGGAAAAACAAGCCUAUCAUAUUGUCUCAUCACAUGCUUCCAGGUUUGUUGCAAGGGCAAGAGAAGAUGUCAAAAUCUGAUUCUUCUUCUGCCAUCUUUAUGGAAGAUGAGGAGGCUGAGGUAAAUUUGAAGAUAAAGAAAGCAUACUGUCCACCAAAUGUUGUUGCUGGGAAUCCAUGCCUCGAGUACAUUAAAUACAUUGUAUUUCCUUGGUUUAAUGAGUUCAAGGUUGAAAGAAAAGCAGAAAACGGAGGUGAAAAGUCCUUCACAAGUUACGAAGAACUAGUUGCUGACUACGAAAAAGGGGAGCUGCAUCCUGCUGACCUCAAACCUGCUCUAUCAAAAGCCUUAAACGGGAUUUUGCAGCCUGUCCGUGAUCAUUUCAAGAACGAUGAGAAUGCCAAAGCUUUACUCAAGAGGGUUAAGGGUUUUAAAGUCACAAAAUGAUCGAACGAAGCCGCGGAGUUUGGAAUUUUGUCUGAAGAUCAUAGGUAGAUAGCUACUCCAUCUUUUCCCUUAUAUUUUGCAUAGUAAUACAUCUAUAUAUUUCCUGAAAUAUUUGGUUACAACUUUGGCCCAAGGUUUAUUUAUCUGCCACCAUCUCAAAACCAUACCAUCAUUUUGAUGCAAGAAGUGUUUUAUAUUAAUGUUGUUUUGUUUUCUACGCUAUUCGUUUUCAACGUCACUUGUCUUUACGGCAACAACUGUUCUACUUUGUUUUUAUGGAAACAGUUGUUUUACUUUUUGAGGUA